Molecule: messenger RNA, 1202 nt
Organism: Poecilia reticulata (guppy)
Lineage: Eukaryota; Metazoa; Chordata; Actinopteri; Cyprinodontiformes; Poeciliidae
Source: RefSeq, a predicted model, not a curated record
CAUCAUACCUCAAACCAAUUUUAUUAUUUUUCCUUCUCCCUUCUCUUUAGACCGGAGACAUUGGAUGGUGACAAGAAAGGCUUCGAGAGAACAGAAGGAACCGGCACGCAAAGUAGUUUCACAAAGCACAACAAAACAUUCCACAAGUUGUUUCCAGACAUUCCUGAGGGAGAAGACUUGAUACACGCAUACAUCUGUGCUCUGCAGAGAGAAGUGCCGUAUCAUGGUCGCCUCUACGUCACCGACACCCACGCCUGUUUUUUUUCCUCGGUUCUGCUGAAGGACACUAAGGUUGUCAUUCCGGUUUCCUCCAUCCACACGGUGAAGAAACAGAAAACGGCUCUGCUGGUACCCAACGCCUUGUCUCUUCGUACCUCAGAAGGAGAGAAGUACGUCUUUGUGUCGCUGAGGAACAGGGAAUCGUGUUACCAGCUGCUUCGCUCCGUCUGCUCUCAGAUAGAGGACGGCAGCACCAACAGUAGCCCUCUCUUUUCCUCAGGCGAAAACAGCUUUGAUAAAAGCAAACGCGUGAACUCCAGCCAGUCCAGCUUGGAUGAYAGCUUGGAUGGUUCUGAAACUCAGUCCUUACAGAACCAGCCUCUGCAGAGAGCUCACCGAGUAGAAGCAGUGCCUCAUGGAAACGGUUCAGGUUUCAGCAGUCAGCAGACUGACAGCUCAUCCACAGAGGAGCUCUCUGAGUCAGGUGGAUCGUGGAUGUGGAAUGUGACUGAAAAAGCCAAGUCUCUGCUGGUUCAGAGAGAGCUCAGCACCCUCAACACUCUUCUCUUUAUUUACUUGAUUUUGGUGGUACUGCUGCUGCUGUCUUCGGGUUACAUCGGUCUCCGUAUCGUAGCUCUAGAGGAACAGCUUACGUCCCUCGGUGCUCUGCCAGAGUUCACCUUACAGAGCGGGUAUAACAAAAACACAUAAUCCUCAGCGACGGGAGGAGAGACGGACGGACUUGUGAUUGGAAGAUGAUUUCAGCCUCUCCGCAGCUGAACCUGAAAGGCCAACUUUAACGUGCUCAGACUCUGCUCCCCAACACGGCCGGCGCUGUUACGUAGAGGAAGAGCAGCAACCUCGUGCAAUUUCAGAGUCCCUAACUUGAAACAGCUCUUCUUCCUCCAAGUGCAGUAAAUAAACGGGCGUGUUGCAGCCUCAUCACACAGAGCCAAGCCAAAUAAAUACUCACGCUGCCUGGU